Messenger RNA from Aspergillus chevalieri, 345 nucleotides. RefSeq lists its product as uncharacterized. Gene Ontology annotation, molecular function: protein binding. The record is from RefSeq and is a predicted model, not a curated record. Bases 1 to 345 code for a protein of 114 amino acids. Lineage: Eukaryota; Fungi; Ascomycota; Eurotiomycetes; Eurotiales; Aspergillaceae. The transcript has a single exon.
AUGCUUCUGGCCCAUGGCACUGAUGUGAACGCACUGCCAUAUGCCGACGGAAGGGUCCAUGGAUGUGACAUCAAGAUCGCCGCAUCACAGGGUUAUCAUCAUUUGGUCCGCGCCCUUUUGGACCAUAGAGCAGAUUUGAAUUGUGAAUCGCAGACCCCCAUCAUUGCUGCGGCACAAGGUGGACAUGAAGAAGUAGUGCAGCUUCUGCUUGAGAUGGCGCGAGAAUGGAAGAAGCAUUCAUCAGUUUGUAGAUGGAAGACAAGUCCAUCUGCUGGAAUAUCUCCUAAAAACAAAAGGGUGCGGAUGUCUAGGCGAAAGGUCAACCAAGCCAAACCAUCGGCAUGA